AUGUCGGCCAUCGCGCAAGACCAAGAUCUCGAUAUGGAGAAGCUGCAGCCGGUGGAGGUACGACCCAUCGACGAAGCGGAGCCCGUCAAACCGCAGGGAUUUUUCGCAAAGAUCCGAUACUAUGAGGAGUUUCUGGAUCGGAAGAUGGGCAUCGAGUCGCAUAGUUUGGAUCGCGUGCACCCCGAGGAUCGCCAGUCGCCGAGCCCCGUGGUGAUGGCCUUUAUGUGGGCAUCGGCGACGAUGAAUAUCAGCUGUUUCAGUACCGGAUUUAUGGGGAAGAGUUUUGGGCUCUCGCUGGGGCAGACGAUUCCGAUUGUGAUCUUUGCGACUUUGUUGGGUGCGAUGGUGACGGGCUGGUGUGCGACAAUGGGACCUGGAACUGGCCUUCGCCAGGUUGCUAUCUCGCGAUAUUCGCUCGGCUUUUACCCUUCGUCGAUUAUCGCCCUGCUGAACGUGAUCGAGCAGUUGGGCUGGGCAUCUGUCAACUGCAUCACGGGCGGAUUGGCGCUCAGCGCAGUCUCCAACGGACAUGUCAGCAUCGCUGUUGGAGUGGUUAUUGUCGCGUGCAUCAGUCUCUUGUUUAGUUUCGUCGGACUACGAGGCGUCCUGCUCUACGAGAAAUACGCGUGGAUGCUCUUCUUCAUCAUCUUCAUGAUCAUCUACGGCGAAGCGGCGCACCGCGCGAAUCUGGGCGAGGCCCCGACCGUGACCGGCAUGACUCGCUCCGGUAAUGUGCUGAGUCUGAUCAGUGUAAUUUACGGGUCCAGCGCAUCGUGGAGCUCGAUCGUGUCGGAUUUCUAUGUGCAUUACCCCGUGAACACGCCCAAGAUCAAGGUGUUCUUGUACACCACACUGGGCAUCACGAUCCCCACGUGCAUCGGCAUGCUACUGGGUGCCUGCAUCGCCUCCGCUCUGGACGACAACCCUGAGUGGGCCGUGGCGUACGAGGUCGGCAUUGGUGAGAUCUUGAAGACGAUCAUCUACCCCGACGGAUUUGCCAAGUUCUUAUUGGUUUUGUUGGUGUUGUCUGGAAUUGGUGUUAAUUGCAUUGCGAUCUAUGCCGGCGCGUUGUCCGCUCAGCUCUUCGCACCACCGUGUGCGAAAGUACCCCGUGUGAUUUGGUCAUUCCUGAUCUUCGUCUGCAUUCUGCUGCUGGGUAUAGUCGGCCGGAACCACCUGCUGGAGGUGUUGGAGAACUUCCUUUCCCUUUUGGGUUACUGGAAUACCUCGUUCUUCGCCAUUCUAUUCAUCGAGCACUACUAUUUCCGAAAGGGUAGUCUGGCCAAUUACGACCUCGAUGCCUGGAACACCCCUUCGAGGAUGCCUGUCGGCUACGCCGGGUUGACAGCGUUCUUAUGUGGAGCGGCCGGAUGGAUUGUGGGCAUGGUGGAGACAUACUAUGUCGGCGUGUUGGCAGCGAUGAUUGGGGCCGACGGCGGUGACAUCGCCAACGAGCUGGCGCUAGUCUUCACAACAGUGUCGUAUGUGCCCCUGCGUAUUUUGGAGCUGCGGUAUGUGGGACGAUAA
Penicillium argentinense is the source of this 1527-nucleotide messenger RNA. RefSeq names its product putative nucleoside transporter. The transcript has 3 exons. The record is from RefSeq and is a predicted model, not a curated record. Gene Ontology annotation, molecular function: transmembrane transporter activity. Gene Ontology annotation, cellular component: plasma membrane; fungal-type vacuole membrane. Lineage: Eukaryota; Fungi; Ascomycota; Eurotiomycetes; Eurotiales; Aspergillaceae. Gene Ontology annotation, biological process: transmembrane transport. The coding region runs from base 1 to 1527 and encodes 508 amino acids.